AUGUUCGCUACCGCUUUCACCACCAUCCUCGCUGCUUCGGCCAGCUUGGUCUCCGCCGCUUCCAUCCCGAUCCGCGACUCUGGCAAGGCCGGUACCGCGGGCAUGACCCCCCACGACGCCUUCUCCUCCUCCAUCGGCGUUCUUGGCUGCAAGAUCAACACCAACCGCGUCGCCUACUGGCCCAACUCCGUCGGCUGCGACGACAUCUGCGUCAAGGUCACCAACGGCGAGCGCUACGUCCACCUGCUCCGCAUCGACCAGUCCGGCGGUGCCUACGACAUCUCCUACGACGCCUGGAACUACCUCAGCACCGGCAAGGGCGCCGCUGAGGCUCCCAGCCAGGGUGGUCCCAUCUCCAUGGAGUGGGAGGCCGUACCCGCCAGCGAGUGCGGUUUCCUCCUCAAGGACAACGGCAAAUUCCCUCUCUCUGCCGCCAACAGCAUGAACUACCUUGCUUCCUGCCUGGCCCAGCCCAACAGCUUCGUCGCCAAGAACUACGCUCUCUACAACAUUCAGAACUCUGCCUGCACCUGGGGCGUUGACGAGCUCUGCAACCUCGACCUCGCUGUCAGCAACCAGGCUUCCUGCCCCAGCGGUCUCGGCGUCACGACCGCUCUCAAGGACCAGCCUGUUACCAACAUCGCUUACGGCACCGGCGUCGCCGCCGUCGCUGUCCAGUAA
Molecule: messenger RNA, 681 nt
Organism: Colletotrichum siamense
Lineage: Eukaryota; Fungi; Ascomycota; Sordariomycetes; Glomerellales; Glomerellaceae
Exons: 1
Coding region: 1-681 (226 amino acids)
Source: RefSeq, a predicted model, not a curated record